AUGAUCAAUACAAAAACAUCAACAAAAACACAUCGCCCAUUCAUUAUGUCAGCAGUACUGAACAGUGGCACAAAAUACAUUGGAAAAGGAAACAAAUUUCCUUUCCCUUUUCCAAAGUACUACCCUAUCCUAUCCACCUUAGUAACGCCUGUUUGCCUUAAUCCUCAUCCUGUCCCUGCUCCUAAACCUAAUGUACCCAAAUUAGUAAUGCCUACUUUCCUUUAUUCUAAUCCUGUCCCUGCUCCUAAACCUAAUGUACCCACAUUAGUAAUGCCUGCUUACCUUAAUCCUAAUCCUGUCCCUGCUCCUAAACCUAAUGUACCCACAUUAGUAAUGCCUGCUUACCUUAAUCCUAAUCUUGCCCCUGCUCCUAGCCCUAACAUGCCCACAUUAGUAAUGCCUGUUUACCUUAAUCCUAAUCCUGUCCCUGCUCCUAAACCUAAUGUACCCACAUUAGUAAUGCCUGCUUACCUUAAUCCUAAUCCUGUCCCUGCUCCUAAACCUAAUGUACCCACAUUAGUAAUGCCUGCUUACCUUAAUCCUAAUCCUGUCCCUGCUCCUAAACCUAAUGUACCCACAUUAGUAAUGCCUGCUUACCUUAAUCCUAAUCCUGUCCCUGCUCCUAAACCUAAUGUACCCACAUUAGUAAUGCCUGCUUACCUUAAUCCUAAUCCUGUCCCUGCUCCUAAACCUAAUGUACCCACAUUAGUAAUGCCUGCUUACCUUAAUCCUAAUCCUGUCCCUGCUCCUAAACCUAAUGUACCCACAUUAGUAAUGCCUGCUUACCUUAAUCCUAAUCCUGUCCCUGCUCCUAAACCUAAUGUACCCACAUUAGUAAUGCCUGCUUACCUUAAUCCUAAUCCUGUCCCUGCUCCUAAACCUAAUGUACCCACAUUAGUAAUGCCUGCUUACCUUUAUCCUAAUCCUGUCCCUGCUCCUAAACCUAAUGUACCCACAUUAGUAAUGCCUGCUUACCUUUAUCCUAAUUCUGUGCCUGCUCCUAACUUAACGUACCCACAUUAG
Molecule: messenger RNA, 1023 nt
Organism: Protopterus annectens (West African lungfish)
Lineage: Eukaryota; Metazoa; Chordata; Ceratodontiformes; Protopteridae
Product: extensin-like
Exons: 1
Coding region: 1-1023 (340 amino acids)
Source: RefSeq, a predicted model, not a curated record